AUGAAAGCCUUCUUUUUGGUAGCAGCCACUCUGGCUCUUGUCACUACUCCAGCGAUCCACGCAGCACCAUCUGCCAGUGCUGAUACCAAGCAAAUCAACAUCUUGAAUCAAUGUGGACAUAAGCUGCAAAUUGGAUAUCAAGCAAAUGAUGACCCGCGAGGCCACAUCGUACCUUUAGAAUCAGGCAAAUCACACAAGAUCACUAUUCAAACAAACUGGGCAGGACGCAUCUGGGCAAGAGAAGGCUGUGAUGUUCACAAUUGCGAUAUUGCAGGAUCAGAUAAUCCAGCAUCUUUAGCAGAGUUCAAACUAUCCUCUGUGUUGGCAGACAUUGAUUACUAUGAUGUCUCAUUUGUAGAUGGCUACAACUACCCUAUUCGCAUUGAACCACUAAUGAUCCAAGGCCUGGAUCAACUUGUAAAAUUGGAUAAAAGACAUUGCAGGCCCUCUGAAUGUACAAGCCUUCCCACAUGUCCACUUGAUUUGCAAUCAUUGAAUGGUGUAGGUAAAUUUGUAGCCUGCGAGAGUGCUUGUUCAAAGUAUGGUGAUGACAAGUACUGUUGCACGGGCGCUUUCAAUACAGCAAACACAUGCACUUCAAAUCAUUAUGCUCAAAAGAUUAAGGCUCAAUGUCCUGAAGCGUAUAGCUAUGCUUUCGAUGAUGCUACAAGUGUGUACGGAUGUAAAGCUGCUGCCUAUCGAGUUGUAUUUUGCCCUUGA
Mucor velutinosus is the source of this 720-nucleotide messenger RNA. RefSeq lists its product as uncharacterized. Lineage: Eukaryota; Fungi; Mucoromycota; Mucoromycetes; Mucorales; Mucoraceae. The record is from RefSeq and is a predicted model, not a curated record. The transcript has a single exon. The coding region runs from base 1 to 720 and encodes 239 amino acids.